Molecule: messenger RNA, 2112 nt
Organism: Orbicella faveolata
Lineage: Eukaryota; Metazoa; Cnidaria; Anthozoa; Scleractinia; Merulinidae
Product: beta-1,3-galactosyltransferase 5-like
Biological process (GO): protein O-linked glycosylation
Cellular component (GO): Golgi membrane
Molecular function (GO): hexosyltransferase activity
Source: RefSeq, a predicted model, not a curated record
AAGAACAGAAAAUAUAAGUCGAUUAUUGACAUGACCCAGGUUGUGGCUAACUAUUUGCAAACUCUGAUUAGAUGCACAGGAUAUUCUAUCAAAAAGCCCUCGGUGCGCGCGAAGUUGUUUGGUGAAUUACUGCUAUCCGCUAGCUACUCUUGGCCAAAACCUAAUUCGAAUCCGUGAAACCUUUCGCGUUCUCAGUUGUUUUACAACUUCGCCGUUUGAAAUGGCAAAGCGAAGUUAACUUUGCUCUUUUGAUAACUGUGCAUCACUGGAUUAUUAUGGACGAUUGAUGUAAACUGAGUUUGAUAGCGCGGCUUUGCUAGUUACCAUGAAGUUCCGGUUAUAAACCCCUCCGGUUAGGGGCCCAUUUAUAUCAAUAGAAAACGCCCCCCCCCCGGACAUAAGCCCCCCGCUUUAAGCCCACCCAAAGCCCUCAUGAAGUUGUAUAAGCCCGCGGCAAUGAUUAACUAGAUGCGACAUAAAUUAUGCGCAGUUCAUAAUUUCAACACGGUUUCCAUGGUAACUUUUUAUCCCACGGAAUAAUUGUUGAGUUAUUGUUUUGGAUUUUGUUUUCACGCUGAUCAAACAAACUUCACAGAAGCAAAUUAAAAAAAAGAUGGCAAUUUCGUGACAACCCGGCACAAUCUUUUGUUUUGCCACCCUCGUGUACAGUAUAAUCGAAUUGUAUGGUAACCAGCUUUUUUUUAUCAAUUGCUUACGUACACGAUAAUUGUGUCCACGGACGACAAAAAGGGAACCAAACAUUAUAUAUCAGCUACAACUUGCUGGGCUUCGAAACCAUCGUCCUUUUCCAAACGUUCACCAAUAGAUAUGAGACUCACAUCCAUUUGGAGAACAAAACUAGUUGUGUUCUUCACUGUUCUCGCGGCAGUGUGGAACACUUUCGUGGUUUUUAAUUAUCAAUAUGCAAGGCAGUCUCUCGAAAAAUGUCCUAAAGACAUUAAAGAACAAGGCAAAACACUUGUGUUUGAUAAAACAGAGUCACAAAGCUACCUCAAAGGAUUACAGAAGGAAAUUGAUGAAACGUUUAGGAGAUUCGAAGCAAAAAAUCACACCGUUGGAAAAGCUUUCCGCCUAGCUUCACUGCAUGGCAAAAGAAGCGAAGAGAGGGAACAAGAUAUCGAAAUGAAAACAUCUUUGCCUGAUUGUAAACAGACACCAUAUCUUUUGAUUCUGGUUCAUUCAGCGCCGGCAAACUUCAUGGAAAGAGAGGCUAUUCGACUGUCUUGGGGAAGACCGCAGAAUAGUAUCAACGAUGCGAACGCAGGAAAGCAACUGAUUCCAUGGUUGUGGAAAACAGUGUUCCUUGUGGGAAAGACACGGAAUCCAAUUUUGGGCGGGCUGUUACGACAAGAGGCCGUAAACUAUCAAGAUAUUGUAUUCGGAAACUUCAUCGACUCGUACCGCAACCUAACAAGAAAGAUGGUGCUAGGGGUUGAAUGGGCAGCAGCCCACUGCCAGGCGCAGUAUGUGAUGAAAGCAGAUGAUGAUUCGUAUGUUGCUGUACUUGAGCUUACACAAUGGUUGGAGGGAUAUCAGCGAACGCAGGGACAUAAUAAAGCACUUUACAUGGGCGCAGCUUUGAUUAACAAGGAGCCUUUUCGCGAACAAGAUAACAAGUUCUAUGUAUCAGUAAAGGAAUAUCCCGCGAAGACAUUUCCCCCUUACGCUUCGGGCCCGGGUUAUGUUUUUAGCGGGAAUUUACUGACAAAACUUUCUAAUGCUAUUAAAGUCGCACGGUUAUUUCCCAAUGAAGAUGCGUGUUUCGGCGCGUUAAUGCAACACAUCAAAGUAGAUCUCUUGAACAAUGAAAGGUUUACUCCAUUCUCAACGGGAAAAGUUCUUUACACUGAAGAAAACGGUUACAGUUUAUGCGAGUUUAAUGGGCCUUUAGUUAUUCACCGCAUCUCUGGGAAACAGCAAAUCGGAACUCACUUUAAUGUCCUCAUAGUAAAACACGCAUCAACCAUAUGCGAGCACAUCAAACAUGGAAUAGGAAGCACUGAUUACCUCAUGGACACUUUUUGGUUAUUUCAUUAACACUGUAUUUUUGUUUAACGGUGCUGAAAAAAAUGUCAAUAAAGUAAGAUGAAA